Melampsora larici-populina 98AG31 is the source of this 1221-nucleotide messenger RNA. RefSeq lists its product as uncharacterized. Gene Ontology annotation, cellular component: nucleus. The coding region runs from base 1 to 1221 and encodes 406 amino acids. Gene Ontology annotation, biological process: nuclear-transcribed mRNA catabolic process. Lineage: Eukaryota; Fungi; Basidiomycota; Pucciniomycetes; Pucciniales; Melampsoraceae. The transcript has 7 exons. Gene Ontology annotation, molecular function: RNA binding; zinc ion binding; 5'-3' RNA exonuclease activity. The record is from RefSeq and is a predicted model, not a curated record.
AUGGGUGUACCAGCCCUUUUCAGAUGGUUAUCUAAAAAAUAUCCUAAAAUUGUAGAACAAGUUAUUGAAGAUGUACCUAUAAGGACUGAAGUCGAAGGAGGAUACGAAGAAACACCACUUGAUAUGAGUAAGAGGAAUCCAAAUGGGGUCGAGUUUGAUAUGAAUGGUAUCGUACAUCCUUGUACUCAUCCUGAGGGUAAAAAACCUCCAGAGACAGAAGAAGAAAUGAUGAUCGAAGUCUUCAAAUACACCGAACGAGUCGUUAAUAUGGUCAGACCACGUAAACUACUUAUGAUUGCUAUUGAUGGAGUUGCACCUCGAGCUAAAAUGAAUCAACAACGAUCAAGACGAUUUAGAGCAGCACAAGAAGCACAAACAAAAGAAGAAGCUAAAUUAGCAGCGAUUGAAGAAUGGAAAACGAUGGGAAAAGAACUUUCAGAAGAAUUCAAAAGUGAUAAGAAAGCUUGGGAUAGUAAUGCUAUCACUCCUGGUACCCCUUUCAUGACUCUCUUGACGGAAAGUUUACGUUAUUGGAUUGUUCAUAAGAUGAACACUGAUCCAGGGUGGAAGCAGAUACAAGUGAUUCUUUCGGAUGCAUCAGUUCCGGGUGAAGGAGAACACAAGAUCAUGGACUUCAUACGACGACAACGGACUCAUUCCAGCUACGAUCCAAACACAUCUCAUGUGAUCUAUGGUUUGGACGCAGAUUUGAUUAUGCUCUCCUUAGCUACUCAUGAACCUCACUUCAAGGUUUUGAGAGAAGACGUGUUUGCCGAUCAAAAGAAAGGUCGUGGUUGUUAUACUUGUGGGCAACCAGGUCAUCACAGUAGUCAAUGUCAAGGCAAACCUAAAGAAAAGGCCGACGAAUUCGAUAUCAAACAGAAGCCGAACGCGUAUGCUGAAGAAGAUCCUGAUGCUGACGUAGAUAUCGAUGAGGACUUGAUCCAAAACGCUGAACAGAAUCCUAUGGACCCCGAAGCUGCACCGACGGACGCGGAUUUAACAUCACCUGUACAUCGUUCCAAGCGAAAAGCAGAUAGUCUGGAAGACGAGGAUUCCGUUUUAAUAUCAGGUAUCAUACCUGAAGAAGUUGUUCUUUCGGAGGACGAUGAUGAUGAUGCGGGGAACAUUUCAGUUGCGCUACCUAGUGGUCCUAGUAAGCCUCCGACACUGAAAAUGCUCGGUAACAAUAUGGUGGAACAAGAUGAUACGGUCAAGUGA